AUGGGUGCAACACAAUCAGCAGUGAUUCAAGAUGCAAGUGAUGAUGAAGUGGAAUAUAGUGAUGCUGAUACAGAUAUAAGUCAUUCAACACCGAUCAAAAAUGGUUAUGUUACAGGGAAUAGUGAAACUGAUGAACUAAAUGAAUUGAGAAUUGCAUUUGAAAAAUGUCGUCAAGAAAAUUUUUUUCUUCGUGAAUCGCUUGGUCUUUCUAGUGAAGAUCUAGUCGACCGAACUAGAGUACUACCUAUUCCGUCAGCGACAAGUCCAUCGUAUUCGUCCAAUACAUUAAUAGCACAAUAUGAAGAACGUGAAAGAGUUCUUCUAAAUGAAAAUAAUUUCUUAAAACGCGAAAUCGAUACAUUAGACUUUCAAUUAAAAGAAACUUUUGAUAAAUUAGAAAAAUUAAAUAAUGAACAUCAAAACGAAAUUGCAAGAAGCGAAGAUGAAAAAGUUAAAGCUGAUCGUACAUUACGACGUUUAAAAUCUGAUUAUGAUACUCGUAUUGCUAAUAUGAAACAAGGGGGAGUACAAUCAUCAGCUAAUCAUGAAACAUAUCGACAUGAGCCAUUACUUGCUCGAAUUCGUUUUACUUAUCCUUUGCAAGGACAAGCAACUUCCAAUGUCGAUAUUCAAGCAUAUCUUGAUAAAAUUGCUGAUCAAGAACAUAUUAUAAAACAACUUACCAAGGGAAAGGCACCAAUGCCAAUAACAUACCCACCCAAUACAGAUUCUGAAUUGACUUAUGAAAAUAUUCAACGAUUGAAAGAUAAAAUAAAACGUUAUAGUGAAGAUUUUAAUAAAUUACAAAGUGAAUGUGAACAACUUAGACAAAGUGAAAAAAAAUUACGACAUGAAAUUGAUGAGAUACAACGUUAUUGUAUUCCUUUUGAAAAACUUAAAGAUCGUGUACGAGUAUCUGUACCAUCAACAUCAUCACCGUUUACUUCUGCUAAUCAACAAACUGAUAGUCCACAAUCACUUGUCACUGGAACAACAUCAAAUCUUCGAGAAGAUGCUACACAUGUAUCUAAUAUAAAAGAUUAUGUAGCACAAUUAGUACAGGAAACAGCUGAUUAUCAAAGAAUAGUCAAAAACCAAGAUGCAGAAAUUCAAGAAUACAAACUUCGAUCAAAUUCUAAAUCUGAUAUAAGAAUAAGAGAACUUGAAUAUGAUAUAGAAAGUUUAAAAAAAGAAGUUGAAAAUCGUGUUCAAAGUUUGAAAGUAUGUACUGAUGAAAAUGAACGAUUAAGAGCAACACAAUCACAUCGUCUUGAAGAAAUGAAACUUCAAUAUACUGAAGAAAUUCAAACUUUACAUGAAGAACACGAAGAACUUACACAACAAAUUCGACAAUCAAAUGAACGUUAUGAUCAAUCUAAAGCAGACGUAGUCGAAACACAACGACAGUAUGAAGAAUUACGAAUCAAAUAUGAAAACACAGUACGUACUUAACAAAUAAUUAGGUUUAUUGAGAGCGGGCAUAAAUAGUUAUCAAAUCCGCAUCCACAUUCAUAUCCAAGGGGUUCAAAGUGGGUCUUGAAU
Adineta steineri is the source of this 1542-nucleotide messenger RNA. The record is from the annotation of a GenBank genome assembly. Lineage: Eukaryota; Metazoa; Rotifera; Eurotatoria; Adinetida; Adinetidae.